AUGUCUGCAGAAGAUCGUUCGCGCGAAGCAGGCCGAGAGCUCAAGCUCCUACACUUCGUCUAUGGCCAACCAAACCUCGACGAGAUCCGCGGCCACCCGCAACGAGUCCUAGAUCUCAUCCACGAGUUCGAGAAAGAUUACCACUUCAUGAACGUCGGCGAAGCCAAAGGCAAGAUCGUCACAGAUUUGAUCGACGAGCUCAAACCCAAGACCAUGAUCGAGCUCGGCUGCUACGUAGGCUACUCCGCCAUUCUCUUCGGAGACGCCGUGCGCCGCAACGGUGGUGACCGAUACCUCAGUCUGGAGCUGAACCCCGAAUUCGCAGCCAUAGCCAAUAUGCUCGUUGAAUUAGCAGGCUUACGGGAUUUCGUCCGCAUCCUCGUCGGCCGGAGCGAUGUCUCCCUUCAUCGACUCAUCACGUCCGGUACCGUGAACAAGGUGGAGCUCCUUUUCCUGGAUCAUUACAAACCCGCAUACACGACGGAUCUCAAGCUUUGUGAGCAUUUCGGGGUUAUUGGGCCUGGCACGGUCCUGGCGGCGGAUAACGUCCUUUAUCCCGGGAAUCCACCAUAUUUGGAAUAUGUGCGUAGUUCGGUGGCUCGCAAACGCGAUAUUGCGCAGGCUGGACCUUCCCGGGGGUAUGACACCACUGGAAUCUUGGAGCGUGCGGUAGAUUCAUAUGUGGGGAGGGACGAUGAACCCGCUUUUCACUUUGUCGGGAACCCGAAUUUGGUGUAUGAGAGUCGGCUAUGUCAGCCUGCGGGACUGAAGGUACGUUCGGGAUUCUUUUCCCGGUAUUUGCUGACCACCCAUUUGUAG
Messenger RNA from Penicillium salamii, 819 nucleotides. NCBI's taxonomy places the organism in Eukaryota, Fungi, Ascomycota, Eurotiomycetes, Eurotiales, Aspergillaceae. The record is from the annotation of a GenBank genome assembly.